AAUGGGAAGCUAUUGUUGUGCUUAAGAAGUUGCAAAUAGUAUUAAAUUGUUCUAUUAAGGUAACGAAACUUAAAUUGAAACCAGGCCUAUAGAUUUCAACUCAACAGAUAAGAAAUUUUCAUGUCAUGCUACAAGUAAUUUAUUUUCAAAUUUCUCCUUUUCCAGAAAAAAUAACUUUGCUGAAGGUCAGUCCUGAUUUAUUUAUCCCUAUGAAACGUUAAGAUAUUUAUAGUGUUUACUCUCUUGGGAAGGCUUUAGGAGAAGGUAUACUUUAAUAUAUAUUUUAGGGGCCUAUGGUUAAGUUUCAACAGUAACUAACAAAAGAACAGGUAAUUGAUUGAAUUCUACAAUUAGGAAUGAUUAGAGCCAUGAAAGCAAUAAGAAAGGAUAGUUUGUUUGAAGAGGAAGAAUAAAAAUUAUUUUAAGAAAUGAAUAUUUUAAAAGAUCUUGAUCAUCCAAAUAUAGUUAAGUUAUGUGAGUUGUUUUAAGAUGAAAAAUACUAUUAUCUUGUUACUGAGUAAUAAAUGAUUAUCAUCAAUUAGAUAUCUUUAAGGAGGUGAGCUUUUUGAUAGAAUCUAGAAGGCUAAAACCUUCAGUGAAAAGGAUGCUGCCCAUAUAAUGAGAUAGAUUCUAAGUGGUGUUGCUUAUUGUCACACAAAAUAAAUUGUUCAUAGAGAUUUAAAACCAGAAAAUAUUGUAUUUACAUCUAAAGAUGAAGAUGCACAACUUAAAAUUAUUGAUUUUGGAACUUCAAGAAGAUUUGAAUCAAAUAAAAAAAUGACAAAAAGAUUAGGAACUGUAUUAAUAUAAAUAUAUAUAUAAAUAUAGCCUUAUUAUAUAGCACCUGAAGUUCUAUUAAAAUAAUAUAAUGAGAAAUGUGAUGUAUGGUCAUGUGGAGUGAUUUUAUUUAUUCUAUUAGCAGGAUAUCCUCCAUUUUAUGGAAAAAAAGAAGUAGAUAUUUAUCAAAAAAUAGUAAAAGCUCAUGUUUCAUUUCAUAGUAUUUUUUAGUUUAAAUAAUUAUUAGCUGCAGAAUGGUCUAGAGUAAGUGAGCCUGCAAAGUAAUUGAUUUUAAAAAUGCUUUGUAAAAAUGUAGAUUAAAGAAUCAGUGCUUAAGAUGCAUUAAAUGAUGCUUGGAUGAUAUAACAUAAUUAAACAAAUUUAGUUGAUCAACAAUUUUUAAAAAACCUUUCAUAAUUUAGUGCUAAAAGUAAACUAAAAUAAUCAUUACUUACUUUCAUGGCAUGUUAAAUGAUAUAAUAAAAUGAGGUUGAAGAUAUUCAAAAAAAGUUUAAAGAACUAGAUUAAAAUGGAGAUGGAACUGUAUCUAAAGAAGAACUAAUUAAAGCAUUUUAAGAAAAACUCUUGAGUAAAGAUUACUUUGUAGAGUCUUUAGAUGAAUAAAUGGAUAAAGUUAUUAAAUAGAUUGAUACUAAUUUAUCUGGUAAAAUUGAUUAUACAGAGUUUAUUAUUGUUUGUUUGUAACAAUAAAGAAUGUUAACAGAAGAGAAGAUAAAAUAAGCCUUUAAAAUUCUUGAUAUGGUAAUAAUAUAUAUUUUUAAUAUUAGGAUGGAAAUAAUUUCAUUUCCAAAGAUGAAUUUUAAUAGGUUAUGGAAGGAGUGGAUGAUAUAUUAUGGAAUGAAUUUUUAGAAGAGUGUGAUGAAGAUAAGGAUGGUAAAAUAUCAGAGGAGGAAUUUAUUCAAAUUAUUAUGAAUAAAAUUUGAU
Molecule: messenger RNA, 1722 nt
Organism: Paramecium pentaurelia
Lineage: Eukaryota; Ciliophora; Oligohymenophorea; Peniculida; Parameciidae
Source: the annotation of a GenBank genome assembly